UCUCUAAUCGGCCGAAAGAUUACGUAAAUCGUUAUGAUCUCUCAUAACAAAGACCGUAUGAAAAAUAAUAAUAAUCUGCAUUCUCAAUACAUAACGCACAUGAGGAACGACUGUGCUGCUGAUUUUAGUCGCAUUUGAUAAUCACGAGAGUUGCACUGCAUUGCCCUAGCAAUGGAUAUUAUAAUUUUUUGUAUAGUUAUAUUGUCCAUUUGCAGUUAUUGUUUGUGCGAUGGGACUUUUCUGUACUUCGCAUACGGAAGUAACCUGUUGUAUAAACGAAUAGUUUUAUACAAUCCCUCUGCUGUUUAUGUUGGUAUAGCUGAAUUACAGGAUUACAGGCUGGACUUCAAUAUGUUUAUGAAUUACUGGAACGGGUCUGUUGCCACAAUAGUUCCACAUCCAGGAAGAAAAGUGUGGGGAGCCCUGUGGAAUAUCGACAUCAAUGACAUGGAGAGGCUUGAUAAGCAGGAAGGAGUACCAGAGGGCUGGUAUUAUCCUCUCAACGUAAAAGUCAUUACGUCGGGAGGAAAAACAGUGGUAGCUCACACGUAUCAAAUGACUAACGUUCCACAAAAUGAGGACAAAAUCCUGCCGAGUGAGAGAAGGCCCUCCAACACCUAUCUACAGGUGAUCACUCUUGGUGCGGUGGAAAGCAAACUUCCGUCAGACUAUGUUGGAUCGCUUUUUACCUUUGUAUCUAACGGCAAUUUUGCAAAUAAGGCAAUAAGAGAAUAUCUUGGCUAUCCGUUUUGAAUUAAUAAAUUAUAUAGGUAAUUAA
Messenger RNA from Plodia interpunctella (Indianmeal moth), 778 nucleotides. RefSeq names its product gamma-glutamylcyclotransferase-like. The transcript has 4 exons. The record is from RefSeq and is a predicted model, not a curated record. Gene Ontology annotation, molecular function: gamma-glutamylcyclotransferase activity. Bases 172 to 753 code for a protein of 193 amino acids. Lineage: Eukaryota; Metazoa; Arthropoda; Insecta; Lepidoptera; Pyralidae.